AUGACCCGUCUGAAAUUGGCGUUUCGAACCAUUCUAGUCCCUCUGUUUUUUGUUUAUUUUUUCCUGCAUAUCGGUUUCACAACAUGGAAAUUGUUUCAAGUGGAUAACACUAGAAUUGAGCCCGCGAAAGCCCUGCAAAGGCCCGAAUUACAAAAUCUCAAAGACGGACCACUUCUCGCCAAAGGUGGAAAACAUUUGAAAAAGGGGAAAAAUGUGAUCGAAGCGAUUGGAUACGGAAAACUGUCAGCAUUGGGAUUCGGUGGGGUUCGGGGACAGAAAAGGAGGAAACCAAAAGUAGUUCAACCAGUUAUGGUGCCUAAAGAUGAAGGAGUUCCCGAAAUUUCGGGAAAUGUGAAAAUGAAUCUGCUCUCCGAAGCUGAAAAUCUUCUAAAUCAAACUUCAAAGUCUACAAAUUUCAUUUAUGUAGCAAUGAUAAAUAAUGCUUAUGAGAGGCUGACGUUGAAUUGGAUUUGUAAUACAGCAUCUAUGGAUAAUGUUCACAACCGCACCCUAAUUGUCAGCAUGGACCCAUCGACAUGUACAUCAAUUCGGUCACAAUGGGACGAAACGAUAAAAUGUGUUUCUUUGGAAAUCGAAAAUUACAAAAAUGGAUACGAUUGGGGAAAACAGCAAUACAUCAACAUACUAACUUUAAGAGCAAAUUUGAUGGAAUUUUUAACAAAAAAUGAUAUUCCUUAUGUUCUAAUUGAGACGGAUGCGACGUGGUUCAAGGACCCACUUUUGCUGUUUUCGAACCGAACGAAUUCAGAAGAAGACUAUGAUAUUGUGGUCCCAGUGAAAGGAUAUGACGGUGGAAGUUGGGAUACAUUGGCAUUUGACCCAAUGUUAAUCAGUCCAACGAAUGGAUCGAAAAUGUUUAUGGAAGAAAUGAAAACGAGGUUGAAUGGUGAUAAGAAACUUUAUGAUCAGGACAUCAUGAAUCAAUUAUGUGCGUCCCAAAAUAAUGGUCUCAUCUGUCGACAGUUUUCAUAUAAUGAGAUAGCAGAUGGCAAAUGGUACAAAACGGACGAAAGGGAUCGAGAAAUUCCGUUUAUUUUGAACAAUAAUUUCAAUUCUGGGACAAAAAAUAAGGAGACAAGACAGGCACUGAAUGGCUUCUGGUUUUUGGCAUCGAAAACGAAUCAAUGUGUCAUUUCAAAAGUUAAUCGAUUUAUGGAGAAAUAUGGGAAAAGUUAA
Messenger RNA from Caenorhabditis briggsae, 1197 nucleotides. The coding region runs from base 1 to 1197 and encodes 398 amino acids. The record is from RefSeq and is a predicted model, not a curated record. The transcript is spliced from 9 exons. Lineage: Eukaryota; Metazoa; Nematoda; Chromadorea; Rhabditida; Rhabditidae.